AGAGAUCGGGCUUCCCUGUGUGUCACUGGCAAGCUGUCCGAAUGCAGGAAGAGGCCAGGCUUGCUGGGCUGAGAAACAUUUUAAUGCCUGAAUUCUGGAAUGGCUGAAAUCCUACAUGCACAGCUAGACGAAGGUUCGUUUAUUGAAGGAGUAAGCGAUCAAGUGAUUGCUGCUGUUGUCCUCAGCUUGUCCUUCAUUGCCACGCUGCUCUUUUUUCUCUUGAGGAGUGAACAGCAAAACAUUCACCCUGAGAAUCAGGAAAGAGUGAGAGCAGUUCGAGAACAGCUACAAAAUGAACAAGAGGACACACCUACUGCACCUCGCCUGCAGUUCUACUCAGACAUGUCUUGUCCAGUCUGUUUACAGCAAGCCACUCUUCCUGUCGAAACAAACUGUGGACAUCUUUUCUGUGGCCAAUGUAUUAUUGCAUACUGGAGAUAUGGCACCUGGCUUGGUGCAAUCAGUUGCCCUAUUUGCCGUCAAACGGUAACACUACUUUUUCCAAUGUUUGAAGUUGGUGAACAGCAAGAUGCGCAGCAGCUAUUCCAGGAAGUAAAUAGUUAUAAUCGAAGAUUUUCUGGACAGCCACGCUCUUUAAUGGAGAGAAUUAUGGACUUGCCCACAUUGCUGCGCCACGCUUUCCGGGAGAUGUUUUCUGUGGGUGGCCUCUUUUGGAUGUUCCGGAUUAGGAUUGUCCUCUGUGUGCUUGGAGCCUUGUUCUACAUUGUGUUACCCUUGGACAUUAUUCCAGAAGCUCUCUUUGGUAUUCUAGGCUUUCUGGAUGAUUUUUUUGUCUUCUUUUUAUUGCUUAUAUACAUUUCUAUCAUGUAUCGUGAGGUAGUAACUCAGAGGUUAAACAGGUGAAAAAUGUGUGUUGUUUUUUUUUUGUUUGUUUGUUUUUUUGCAUUCAAAACCUUUAAAUAAACUCUAUGCAGGAUUGCUCAAAAGCAACAUACAAAUACAUAACUGGAAUUUUUAAAAAUGAGUAUUCUUGCAUUUUGUGGAGAAUAAGGCUAACAUUUAGGUUUAGUUGCCACUUACCAGUGUUUACUUCACCGUUUUUAUAUUUGCGUCCAAAAGUCUGGAUAACUUGGCAAUGUUUGUUUAUUUCAAAAAUAGGUGCUACGGGGGAAUUCUAAGCAAGUGAAAUUUUGGCUUACUUACCCUUAAAUGUAAAGUCUUCCUUCCAAUACAUUAUAUUUAUGAAGCCUCCAAAAUAAAAUGUAAAGCCACGUUUGCAUUGCUAA
This is a messenger RNA of Pelobates fuscus (common spadefoot toad), 1247 nucleotides long. RefSeq names its product ring finger protein 170 (gene RNF170). The transcript has 7 exons. Lineage: Eukaryota; Metazoa; Chordata; Amphibia; Anura; Pelobatidae. Gene Ontology annotation, molecular function: ubiquitin protein ligase activity. The coding region runs from base 100 to 864 and encodes 254 amino acids. The record is from RefSeq and is a predicted model, not a curated record.